Molecule: messenger RNA, 2607 nt
Organism: Dioszegia hungarica
Lineage: Eukaryota; Fungi; Basidiomycota; Tremellomycetes; Tremellales; Bulleribasidiaceae
Product: putative mitotic chromosome condensation-related protein
Exons: 10
Coding region: 1-2607 (868 amino acids)
Biological process (GO): mitotic chromosome condensation
Cellular component (GO): condensin complex
Molecular function (GO): chromatin binding
Source: RefSeq, a predicted model, not a curated record
AUGCCUCGUGUAGACGUCACAAAGGGCCGAAAGCCCCGCCCGUCUACCACGAGCGAAGCUGCGCUUCAAGACGCCUCGACGAGCAAUCAGCCCGAACCGCCGAUCAACAACGACAAGGCCGAAAAGGCCAACCGACGCAAGUCUGCCCACUUUGGCAAUAUAGGCGUAGCCCCGGGAGACGAGCCUGCAGAGGUUAGUGCGGGGAGGGCUGGCCAAGGAAAGCGGAUUGUGUCUGCGGUAGCAUUGGGUGCAGCUGGGAAGGAAGGAAGACGGCUGGGAAAACGCUUAUCGGCGGUGAAUCCGGAGAUGGUCGGUGUCAGCUGGGAGGUCAGGGAGAGCAAGUACGAGGAGUGGAUGAAGGCUGCGAUUGACAAUAAAAUCACGGUCACCAAUACCUGGAACUUUGCCUUGAUUGACUACUUUCACGAUAUGACCCUGCUCAGGAACGGGCCUGAUGACCAAAGUAUCAACUUCCAGAAGGCUUCGUCGACGUUGGAUGGGUGUGUCAAGAUCUGGACAUCCCGAGUGGACUCGGUCGCAACGGAGACUGGAAAGCUUCUCAGCGGUCUGGCGGGAGGCACUGGAGAGGAACCCCAGGACGAGGGCGAAGAGGGAGGUGAAGAUGGAGACCGGCCGAAGACACGAAAGAAUACCUCUCACCGCUCGGAAUCCACCUUGGCCAAGUCUUUCACCACUCUCCAAGUCAAAAAGCUGGACCUGGAAUUCUCGGUCGACCCGCUCUUCAAGAAGACCUCGGCGGACUUUGACGAAGGUGGAGCAAUGGGUCUUCUGAUGAACCAUUUGGCAGUGGACGGGAGAAUGCGAGUGGUAUUUGACGCUGGAGAUGCUGUUGUCGAGGAGGAGGAACUGGAGGAGGAGUUGGGACCGGGGAUGAAUGCUGAGGUUGACCUGGAGCGAUUGAGACCUUUCAUGCCUGCACCGGAUGCACUUCAGAAUCUGAUGAUUUCCGAUACCCUCUCCAGCUUCCGGUUCUCCUCGGACCCCAGCGCCGUCCCCGAUCUCACCUCACUGCUGAGCCUCAAGGACAACUGGAACGACAAUGACGACGGCGGGAUGUCGGAUUUUGGCGAGUCUGUCGGUGGCGGCGGACCCGUGGACUUUUUCGGGGACGAUGACUUUGGUGGCGGUGGGAUGGGUGGAGGGUAUGAUGACAACGAGUCAGCCGGCGGUGGUGAUUACGAUGGUGGGAAUAUGGGCGGGAUGGUAGCGUCAGGCUCUGGGGCGGUCGCGUUGGGUCAGCCGGGCGAGCACCUUAUGCCGUUCGACCCGAAGCGAGGUGGCGGGGACCUGGUCAUGGCGUUAGCGGGGAGAGAGGGGGACGGGGAUGAUGAUGGGAUGUUUGACUACUUCGACAAGGGCUUCGGGAAAAGGGGAUGGGCGGGUGUAGAGCACUGGAAGCUGAGGAAGGUGGCAAAGAAGGAUCCUGCUUCAGCGGCGACAAAGAAGGCCGAUCGAGCCAGUGGACCCGCCAAGACCCCCUUCGUUCUUGACUUCAUGUCGGCUGCAACGACCGCGUCAAGCUCCAAGAUCCUCUUCGCACCCGCUUCUCGAACGUCUAUAGCCCUGCCUGCGCACGCCCAGUCCGCCACCAAUCGGAAACGCUCCAGCAAAGAGACGAACGAUCUCGCGGACAAGUACAAGCGGAAGCGGAGGGAGAAGGAGCGGCAAAAGGAGGAGAGCGCCAACCUCUUGCCUGACGACAUGCACUUUAGCAGUCGGCAACUGGUUAGGCUUUUCAUGAAGCCCAAAUUUGCACUUCGGAUGCGGAAGAAGAACCAAAGUGCGCGGAUCGAGAAUGCCGAAGGAGAGAUCGACACCACUUUCUGGGCGGAAGCAGCGGCGGAAAGAGCGGAUGGAUUGGGUGAACCGGCGUCACCCAUGCCCUUCGAGUCUCAAUUCUUCGCCGAUGGAGAUAACGACGGUGAUGACGAUAUCACCGAUAUUGGCGACUUUGCAUUCGUCGAUGACGCCCUGGACGAGCCAUCAACCCCACUACCAUCCGGUCCAGGGGAUAUGGACGGGGAAGACGAUAACCUAUGGCAGGGCAGCCAGACUCAGAUCAAGCGGGCUCGACCGGAAAACGUCACAUUUGCCAAGCGGGCCAAGCGGGUCGAUGUUAAGCGGCUCAAGGACGAUAUUUGGGUCGGUCUCAAAUCGCUCGUGCCCAAGCCUGUUGACGCGGACGGCGAGAUGGAGCUGGACGAUCCGUCAGAUCCAGAGACGGAGAUGCUCACGCCGGUGGGCGAGGCCAAAACGUUCAACAACAUUAUCACAGACCUCCGGCGGACAUACCCCAAGGACAAGAUGUCGGAGAUCUCGACAAGCUUCUGCUUUAUCUGUCUUUUGCAUCUGGCGAACGAAGAAGGGCUCACGCUGGAGGCGGCGAGGUUUGACGGGCUGGAGGGAGAGGACGUGGGAUGUCAAGGAGUGGUGGAGCUGGAUAUGGCAAGUCUGGAGAAUGAGGGACCGCCUCAGCAGAAGAAGCGGAAGGGGAAUGGGCCGGCUGGUGAUGGGAUCGAGAAGGUGGUGGGGGAGUUGCAGGCUCUAAGGGUGUACAAGGAUCCGACAGCAGGGCGUGCGGCGUAG